UUUUUGUUUAGCUUAAAUAGCAAGACAUAUCAAAUACAUAUAGCCCCAUUUUUCUACCACCUUUGCUUAUACCUCAAAGCACCCAACCAUAAGACUUAUAAUUCUAAAUAAAUCACUUCUUCCAAUCUCUUUGCCAUUGUAAAUUACCCUUUUCCUAUGCCUUGUUAAACAAGACUAUAUUAUACAAUCAAACCUAAUCUACUAACCUUAAUCAUUCUGUUGCUCCCUUCUAGUCAUUAUUAAGCUCCUCAGUUUCACUCUCCCUGUGUGUCCAUUAUAUUCCAGCAAUACUACUUGUGCAAAAAAAAGCCAAGAAACAUUGAGUUUUACAGUCAAAAAAAUGACCCCUUCAGGAGCUCCUGCUAAAAUACUAAUUGGCCUUUCUUUAGACCCUGAUGAUAGCAAAGAGCUUCUGUCAUGGGCAAUUACUGUUCUUGCUCAGCCUAAUGACCACAUUGUUGCUGUCCAUGUUCUUGUUGGUGAGACGAAGAAGAAGAAGAAGCAGCGUGAAUUGAUUAGGAGAAGACAAUCACAAAUUCGCCAAGCGAAAACUCAUGUUAUUUCUAUGCUUGGAGAAUUUGCAACGACUUGCCAAUCUAAGCAGAUCAAUUUGGAGGCUAGAGUAGGAUUUAGCUCUAGCAUAUCUAAAGGUCUAAUUGAGGAAGUAAAAUCAAUUUCAGCUGACUAUCUUAUUCUUCACGGCUUGAGAAGCAGAUCAAAUAGAACUUGGCAUGAUGUUAUAAGGUAUUGUUUCAAGCAUGCCCCUGAAGGCUGUACAGUGAUUUCUAUUGGGAAAUGUGAACAACCUCCAAAGAAUUCAAUUUCAACGUUGGUGAAAGAAAUUCCUCAAUCGAGUUCAAGGUGGUUAUGCAAUUACAAUCUUUCCAACAGUUUCAACAGUGGAAGAACCGAUUCCCUUGUUGAGAAGGAUAAUGGAUCAGAAACAAAGAGUCAGAAAAGUCCAUCACCAAGAACUGUACUAGCUGAAGUUGAUGGAGAAUCUCACAGCACAGAAGAUGAUUCCAUUAGCAUUGAAGGCUCAAGUAGCAUAGAAUCACCGCUGCCUCCCAAGUUCAGAACCGGAUCGAAAUCAAGAAAGCAAAUCUCUGCCUGUAAAAUUAUCUCCUCAAUCUUUACUUCACCUUUAAGAAAAAGAAAUGGCAGCUUUUCCAAUAAAGAAAAGCAACAGCCUUUGCUCAAUUGCUUCAGCUAUGAAGAGAUUGCCAAUGCCACAAAUAACUUCCAUACAGAUAAUAUAGUAGGGCGAGGCGGCUAUUCAGAAGUGUAUAGAGGUGAUCUUUCUGAUGGAAGAACAAUUGCUGUGAAGAGGUUAGCUAAGGACAACAAGGAUGCUACCAAGGAGAAAGAUUUCCUGACAGAAUUAGGCAUUAUUGGACAUGUUUGCCAUCCCAAUACUGCUAACUUAGUUGGCUGCUGCAUUGAGAAUGGAUUUUAUCUCAUUUUCAAUUUUUCUCAGAAUGGAACUCUGGCUUCUGCAUUGCAUGGAAAAACAAGCAAGUCACUGGAGUGGGAAUUAAGAUACAAGAUUGCCCUGGGAGUGGCUAAAGGUUUACACUAUCUGCAUAAAUGCUGCAAGCACAGAAUAAUACACCGUGACAUAAAAGCCUCCAAUGUUCUUCUUGGACCUGAUUAUGAACCACAGAUAACUGAUUUUGGGCUGGCGAAAUGGCUUCCUAACAAGUGGACUCACCAUGCUGUCAUUCCAAUUGAGGGUACAUUUGGAUACUUGGCACCAGAGUAUUUCAUGCACGGAAUUGUGGAUGAAAAAACUGAUGUUUUUGCAUUCGGGGUCCUGCUCUUGGAGAUUAUAUCUGGCCGGAGACCUGUGGACUCAUCAAAGCAAAACCUUCUUAUAUGGGCAAAGCCUUUGAUGGAAUCUGGAAGCUUAACAGAGCUGGCUGAUCCGGAACUAGAAGGAAAAUUUGAUGAAGAUCAAAUGCACAAAGUAGUGCUAACAGCUUCAUAUUGUGUGAGACAAUCAUCAAUAUGGCGCCCAUCAAUGAGCGAAGUGUUAGAGCUUCUAACAUCUGGCAGUGACUCUGAAGUUGCAAAAACCUGGAGAAUGCCUAAGUUUACCUCUGAAGACUUGGAUGAUUACUCCAUGGUUUUUGGAUAUGAUGUUCCCGUUGAUAUUGUUUUAGAGGAUUAUUUGUAGUUUCAGCUUUUCUUAUUUUCAUGUCUGUAAUUUCUUCUUUUGUUCUUUUUCUUUAAGGACAAGAAUUUUGCCUCAUAAUAAGAGGGCCUUUUUCAGGUAA
Ricinus communis (castor bean) is the source of this 2276-nucleotide messenger RNA. Its product is annotated as probable receptor-like serine/threonine-protein kinase At5g57670. The coding region runs from base 341 to 2176 and encodes 611 amino acids. The record is from RefSeq and is a predicted model, not a curated record. Gene Ontology annotation, molecular function: protein kinase activity; ATP binding. Gene Ontology annotation, biological process: protein phosphorylation. The transcript has 9 exons. NCBI's taxonomy places the organism in Eukaryota, Viridiplantae, Streptophyta, Magnoliopsida, Malpighiales, Euphorbiaceae.